This is a messenger RNA of Lottia gigantea (owl limpet), 321 nucleotides long. RefSeq lists its product as hypothetical. Lineage: Eukaryota; Metazoa; Mollusca; Gastropoda; Lottiidae. The record is from RefSeq and is a predicted model, not a curated record. The annotation marks the transcript as partial. The transcript has a single exon.
UUGACAAUCAAAUCAGGCAUAAAUUUGACAAUCAAAUCAGUGGUAAGGUUGACAAUCAAAUCAGUGGUAAGAUUGACAAUCAAAUCAGGCAUAAAUUUGACAAUCAAAUCAGUGGUAAGGUUGACAAUCAAAUCAGUGGUAAGAUUGACAAUCAAAUCAGGCAUAAAUUUGACAAUCAAAUCAGUGGUAAGGUUGACAAUCAAAUCAGGCAUAAAUUUGACAAUCAAAUCAGUGAUAAGUUUGACAAUCAAAUCAGGCAUAAAUUUGACAAUCAAAUCAGUGAUAAGUUUGACAAUAAAAUCAGUGGUAAGAUUGACAAUC